Didymodactylos carnosus is the source of this 901-nucleotide messenger RNA. The record is from the annotation of a GenBank genome assembly. NCBI's taxonomy places the organism in Eukaryota, Metazoa, Rotifera, Eurotatoria, Philodinida, Philodinidae.
AUGUCAAGAACAAGAAAUUUAAAGAAUAUGAAGAAUGAACAAUCGACCAAUGAUGCAACUAACACUAAUGGUAUAAUGAUCGAUUUGCCAGAAAUAACAUACGAUCAACAAGGAAUGACGAGAAAUAAUUCAACUAGACGAACUAUGUAUAAUCCAGCAAAAUCGGUUUCACAAUUAUCAUUGGCCUCCAGUCCUUGUAAUGAUUAUAGUUUAGAUAGUGUAUGCUGUACAAAACGAACAUUACAUACAUUUUCACAUAUGUGGAUUGUAGAAAAUUUUAGUACUUAUUUAGAAGAUCCUGAGCCAAUUAUUUGUUUAUCAAGUUCACCAUUUUCACCUGUUAGUGGUCUUAGUGUAUCAACACAAUGGCGUUUAGUCUGUUAUCCAAAAGGAAAUUAUGGUGCCAGUAGUAAUUAUAUGUCAAUAUUUUUAGAAUAUAUUAAAGGUGAAAAAGAUAUUAAAGCAAAAGCAGAAUAUUCAUUAGUUAAUAGAAAAUGUGAAUUAACUGAAAUAAGAAAAGAUGCACAGUUUAGUGUUUAUAAAUCAGGAAAUACUCGAGGAUUUAUUAAUUAUGUAAAAUAUGAUACAUUAACAUUACUUGAAAAUGAUACAUUAGAUGAUGAUAAAUUAAAAAUUUAUGUUCGAAUAACAAUAAUGGAUGAUGCUAUUACUGAAGAAACAAAAUAUCAAGAAUUUGAUGAAUGUGAAACAAUUAAUUUUACAACAAAAGGACUUGAAGGUUUAGUAAGAGAUUUUUCACAAUUAUUAAAUACGUCAAAUUUAAGUGAUGUUAAAAUAAAUGUAAUAGUUAAAUCAUUACCCGUUAAUUUAGAUAUAGAUAAUAAUAAUAAUGAUCCAUCAUAUGUUAAUAACCUAUCAUCAGACUAUACAGGAAUAAAUG